Molecule: messenger RNA, 5779 nt
Organism: Pseudo-nitzschia multistriata
Lineage: Eukaryota; Bacillariophyta; Bacillariophyceae; Bacillariales; Bacillariaceae
Source: the annotation of a GenBank genome assembly
CUCGAGCUCAAGCCCGACAAACUCUGAGAGUUCGUUCGAGGGACGUACCUAUGGCGACGACGGGGGUGGUGGUAGAUGCGAUUGAUCGAGGACCCAUUCUUGUUGGGUUCCGUGAAAACUGCGAAGACUCCCAACACACCAAACGCAGGGGACCUUUUCCUUCUCUGUACAACCGCAACAAUCAAUACUGCACCCAACUAGGAUCGUAGUAGGUACGAGUACGAGUACCAUACCCGUGCGGUAGUAAGAAAUCACGAAACAAAAAUUGAGAAGAGAACGAGAGCGAGAGCGAGAGCGAGAAAAACUGCGCGUCUCGUCGUCACAUGAUCUUAUUCGACUGGACUCGACUCGAUUCGACGAUUCAAUUCGACGAUUCAAUUCAAUUCGAUUCAAAUUACAACUCUACAGCACCCAAACAAACUCCUCUCAUAACACUGCAUUCCAUCGCUACAUAGUGGAAGGACAGUAAAAACCUCGAAAGGAGGGAAAAAACAAUAGCGGCGGCAGCAGGAACAACGCAAAGGUUCUGUUUGCGCUAUCUUCUGCGAAUCACACAAGAACACACACUCUGACUGUACAAAAUCCGUAUACACACGCACGAGCGCACGGAACUACUGCAGCACACUAUGGCAGAUAGCGACGAUUACGGUACCGACAAUUACGACAUCGGCACUGCCAGCUACGGAGAGACGGUGGGUUCGUCCCGUCAAUCUUACGAAGACGAGCAAUCGCCGUCCGAAUCUGGGGGUUCCUCCAGCAGCAGCAGCAGUAACAUCGACAGCGACUCUGUAUCGCAACAAAACGCCCUGUUUGGCGGCGAGUCCUGCAGUAAUUCCUCCUUUCGAGACGCCAACACAACAAGCGAUUACCGUCAGGACGACGACGACGAAGAUGACGACGACGACGGUAGCGACGGCGAGACCUCCUCGGAAGAUGACUCCGAAUCGGAUAAUUACGUCGACGAAUACGGCAACGAAUCCGACUCUUCGGAGGCUCCACCUCCCUUCGAGGGCGUUGUCGGCUACGACCCAAGCAAGAGCGACGAAGUUUUUAGCAACGAAACCGACGUCGAGCAAGCGAGGAAGGUCCCCUUCCGCGAACGGCUUGCGGGUGAAUUUUCCGGAAACCCCCAAAAAAAGACCCUGGCCAUUGUUCUCGCCGUGGCCUGUUUGGUCCUGGUCGUCCUUGCGAUCGGCCUGGGCGCCGGGCUGGCGGUGCGAAGCAGAAGCAAAAGCAACUCCGGGAAGGAAACCGACAACAAAGACGGCAACAACAGCGAAGGCCUCGAAGACGUUGGAUCCAUACUGCUCGCCCCCCCCACCGAUGCUCCCGCCCGCAUGCCGGUCUCGCUGCCACCGAUCGAUGGGGACGCCGACAACGCCGUCCUGGUCGACGUCGAGGUGGUCCUCGCGUCCUACGCGGACACCACGGUGUACCGGGACGGAACGCUCUCCAGCAGCUCCAACGGCGACGAGGCGACGAUGCUGGUCCAGAACGGGUCCCCCGGAAACCCGGAGCUUCCCUCGGCCUACUCCCUGGUCCAGUUCCGGAACGACGCCGUCGACGGGGACGACGUCGUCGGGGGGACCGCGACCUUUUGCCUGGAACACGUCCCUACCGACGGAGCGAGCGAUCGCGUCGUGACGUAUUCGGUGUGCGUCUUGGCCGGUGGCCCCGGGGGCGGCGCAAGCGCAGAUGUGGAAAGCUUGACGGGCGACACCGCAAACUAUCGGAUGCCCGACGAUUGCCUCGAACAAAAGCUCGUCGAGUUUGGUGUCCGGCCGGCCGACACCGAGGUCUGCAUGGACGUUUCCCCCCUGGUCUUUGGAUCCGGGAAACGCAAAGCCGGCGCGCGGCACCACCAGAGGGCCCUCCGCGGAAGGGAAGGGCAUUCUGGUGGUUUGCAGCGGGCGAGGGGUCUACAGGCACCGGGCGCCGCCGCUGCCGACGACGACGACGACGACACCAUCAUCACCAUGAUGAUCGACAACCUGGUACCAUCGGACGAACCGGGAGACCGUUUCGUCACGAGCAACGGAGAUCCCGAUCAGAUGCCGAGUCUUUCCAUUACGGGCAAACAACUCGUCGAGUGUCAAUCGAUCUGUGCGUACCCGUUAACGUAGAAAGAGUGUAUCGAAUGGUUCCACGGAAUCAAAUCCCGGCUUUGUUUUUCUUUUCUCCUCUGGCCAACCCGUUCGCUUGCUCACUCUCGUCGCCUUUCGUUGCAUCCUAUUCUGUCCGGUUCAUCUUCUGGCGUUCUUUUCCUCCACACACAGACGAUACAAUUUGUCCCGAAUUUUCAAUUCUCUGCUCCUGGAUCGAGUCCCUGGGGCUCGAAGAAUCAUUGGUUUCCGGCAGUGACGUUUCGUUAUUCGCUCCCACCGAUGCGGCCAUCAGCAGGGUGUUUGGUGCCUCGGACACGCCCGACAACGAUCUCGUCAGGGAUAUUCUUCGAUACCACAUCGUCACCGGCUCCGUCAUCGAGUUGACCGACGUCGAUUGCGACAGCGGUGCGCCGGUGACAAUUCCCAACGGCCAAGGCGUAGAAAUUAGCUGUAGGGACGGCACUGUUUUUCUAGCGGGGGACGGCAACGGCGCCGAUGCACUGCCACGGAUCACGGACCCUGGCAUUCGUGCCUGCAACGGCAUCGUUCACGCCAUCGAUGGACUGAUUUUGGGAGAAGCGGAAGACAUCGACGUCGGCCCGGGUUGCCAAACAUUUGGUACGAACGCAACAGGGAAACGCAUUGUAUCCUGAGAAAGAGAGAGAGAGAGAGAAUUACUGCAUCAAGUCCUUUGUUUUUCGUUUAAUUCACAUCAUUCCAUUUGCUUUUUUUUAUUGCGUUGCGCUCUAUUCUUCUAUAUGAUCUGGGAUGCGUUUCCAUUGUGAAAAUCCAAAGACGAACUCGUGUGCUCAAAAGAAAACCUUUCGGCACUUUGCCAGUUAUCGGGGUUGAUCGAAGCGGACUCGGAAGGCGCCGAGCUGUUCAACACGCUGAACAACGGUGCGUUUACGAUAUUUGCGCCCAACAACGAGGCGGCUCUCGACCUCCAGGGGAUCGAUGUAUCCAGCACCGAAGCCAUCCUGAAUGUCCUGCGGCACCACGCGGUGCCCGAUGUGGUGUUGUCUGCAAGCGAUCUCGUGUGCGACGAGCGGUUGGCAAUGGCAAACGGUGGCUUCACAACGACCCGAUGCGAGGGCGACGCGGUCUUCCAGGCCGGGGAAGGAAACACGGGGCCGCUGCCGCAAAUCGUGGAAGCGGACCUCGCAGCCUGUACCGGUGUGGUUCACGUGGUCGACAAGAUCAUUCUUCCGGAGCAGUGCGAAUCCGUGUGUACGUGACAGCCUUAAUAUGUUUUGAUUUUUGCUUUUCCACUCUCUUGCUGCCCCCUUUGAAGUACCUUCUUCGCGAAGAAUGGUUCAUAUUGUUCUGCUUGAAAUUCACUUGUUCGCUUACGUUCCUUGUUUUUUUGGCCCUCUAUUUCUGGAUACCAAUCGUCCCCCAGACGACAUUGCAUGUUCUACCCCGGAGUUUUCUCGGUUCUGCGGCUGGAUAGAAGCCGCGGGAUUGGAAGCAGCACUGGAUGGUUCUAGCAACAACGAGUUGUUUUCUUCCCUUACAGUCUUCGCCCCUACCAAUGUUGCUAUCGAAAAUUAUGAUCUGCUGGGUUUCUCGGACUCCAUGUUCAACAACGAGACCGACGCCGGGGCCAUUCGGGACAUUCUUUUAUUCCACACGAUUGCCGGAUCCGUGAUCGAGUCAAGCGCCAUUGACUGCAGCAACUCAUCAUCCUUGUCCCUGACAACGGCCAAUGGCGGGAGCGCCGAAAUUUCGUGCGCCCUCGACGGCUUCGUGGUUACCGGAGAUGCAAACGCCAAUACCACGGCCGCAGAAGCGGUGGUGAGGAUCACCACCCCCGACGUUGCAGCAUGUAACGGAAUCCUUCACGGCAUCGACGGGGUGGUUCCUUCCCUUCCGGGAACAAUAUCGCCCCCGGGAUUAGAUGGGCCGCCACCGGAUGUACUUCCAGACGACGAGGAUUGUCAAUCUUUUGGUACGAACGAAACAAUCAUCUUUUUCAUGGGACAACCGGCUUUCGUUUGUUCCAUGCGGUGCGAUCCGAAACACUCAAAUCAUCUUUUCCUAACCAAUGAUGCCGCCGAUUGCCUCCCCGUUCUGAUUGUUUCUUCGUUUUCUUUUCUUACACAGGGGAUGCGGUAUGCUCGAGAGCCGAUCUCGAAGAUUUCUGCCGGCUGGUUGGCUUGUCAAGAAACGAUCCCGAGGGAGUGGAACUCCUGAAUGCUCUCGACACCACUGCUGCCACAGUCUUUGCUCCUGCAAACGCUUUCUUUUCUCCUCCAAACGAGGGGCUCUUCGCAUACACUAGCGAAGGAUCCUUCGAUCUUACAAACCCCGGGGAUGUCACCGAAAUCCUCAGGAACCACGUGGUCCUCGGGACCAAGCUGCUGUUGGAGGAUUUAGUCUGUGACCAGACCCUGGAAAUGUCGAACAACUCCACCACUACCACGGAAUGCGGGAUGAACCAGGCCGGCACCGAGGUCGUUAAACGUUUCCAAGUUGGCGACGGGAACAGCCCGGGAAAUCCGGAGGUGAUCGAUUACAACCUUGUCACCUGCACGGGCGUUGUACACAUAUUAAACGGGGCGAUCCUACCACUGUGAGUCGUACAUUGUAGCACCCAUCGAGUGCAACGCUGGGCAUGCACUUGCUAGCAAGAGAAUGUUUUUAUUCAUUGGUUCCAUUUUGCUCAACCCUUUUUCUUUCUUCAUUGUGCCUUCCGUUGUCUGCACCUGUGCUAAUCCGACCCGAAGCUUUUCGGAGGCAACCGCCACGCCCACGAGUUCGAUUACCGUGGAAAUGUCGGUGGGCGCUACCCCCGGUGAUACGGAUGGUGGCACGGAUGGUGCCUCCGCCGGUGCUACCCCCGGUGUCUCUGGUGAGGUUUCGUCCAAUAGCUCUGUUGAUGUUACGGGUGGUGCCUCUGCCGAUACCAGUGCCUCUGCCAAUGGUACGCCCGGUCCAUCUACUGAUGCCAGUGCCUCUUCCAAUGGCACGCCUGGUCUCCCUGCCGAUGGCACGCCCGGUGCCUCCGCCGAUGCCAGUGCCUCCUCCAACGAUACGCCCGGUGUCUCUGCCGGUGACACACCCGAUGCAUCUAGCGGUGUGCCACCCCCGUGGGCUUGAGAUCGAUUAUCGAUGUUUCACUUCCCUCUCAUCCAGUGCCAUUUGCAGUUGAAGAUCACUAGAAGUAAGGUGUUCCGUAUUUUUAAUUUUUUUGAGAUUUUCAUUCGAGUUUUAGGGGAAUCCACGAAUAACCAGGGAUUAAUCAUUAAUCAGGGAUUGACACGAUUGUUUCUUACACUAAUCAAAUCCCAUGGUAGGAACCGUACAGUGGAUUCCGUAGUAGAAGAGCGACCAAUCAUAGCAUCCCAUCGUGUGAACUGCAAGAUGCUUGAACAGGGAAAACGUGCGUUUUACGGUAAUUACGAGAAGCCUAAACAAUAGCAUCUGUUUCUAGUUGAAGAUGGCAUCGAGCCCCAAAAAGAAUGAUGAUGCACGCUUUAUACGUACUCGUGACACGAUGCACCUGUUUGAAUGGGUCCGUUCGCGCCACAUCCGACCAAACCAUACGCACUUGAUCUGUGCCACGCCGUUCAUUCAGUAGGCUUACGAACGUACGUUCAUUGAGUACGAGGAAAAAGAAUCAUUAUGACAACUAGUAUCAUUUUUAGUGCCAAAAAAGAAUACAAAACAUG